Molecule: messenger RNA, 1630 nt
Organism: Amphibalanus amphitrite
Lineage: Eukaryota; Metazoa; Arthropoda; Thecostraca; Balanomorpha; Balanidae
Product: signal peptidase complex subunit 3-like
Exons: 3
Coding region: 444-986 (180 amino acids)
Biological process (GO): protein targeting to ER
Cellular component (GO): membrane; signal peptidase complex
Source: RefSeq, a predicted model, not a curated record
GUAGUAAGAUUUUAGGUCAACUUUGUUUUGAGGCCUUUAUAGCUAUAUAUAUCUUUUGAAAGUGACAAAUUUACUAAAUUAUCAGUACAACUUUCCUCGUUUUUGGUAUCCAUUAAAGAAAUAAUCUAAACAAAAGCAAUCGUGUUUCAGCAAAUUAUUUUACCGCUAGGGGCGCCAGAGUCAUUCCGAGCUGUUGCCAAUUUUGACGCACAUUUCACAAAUACAGCGCUGUCGUCAUCUGUCAUGGGCCGCUCUGUUUUGCUUUGUGAAGCGCGUUGUGUGUGAAGCGUUGUGUGAAGCGUGUGAAGCUUUAUUUUAAUGAUAGGGGUAGUUGAGAUACGAUUAUUAUAGAAUUCAGUGGAUGCGAUAAUCGAUUGCAAAUUUGCUAAAACGUCCAUUAUUGUCUAGAAGUUGCUUGCUCUACACCAGUUUUUGAAAUCAAAAUGAAUACAUUUUUGUCGAGGGGUAAUGCUCUCCUUGCAUUCACCCUUUCGGUUCUUGCAUCUCUCACAUUUUGUUGCUUUGCGUCAACAUUUUUCAAUGACAAUCGGCGAGACGCAAAUGUGAGAACAGUCCAGGUCGUUGUUAAGAACGUGGCAGACUACAGCGCCUCGCGCGAGAAGAACGACCUGGGCUUCCUGACGUUCGACCUGGAGGCCGACCUGACGUCCGUGUUCAACUGGAACGCCAAGCAGCUGUUCCUCUACCUGGUGGCCGAGUAUCAGACGCCCAAGAACACACUCAACCAGGUGGUGCUCUGGGAUAAGAUCAUCCUACGCGGCGAGAACGCCAAGAUCGACGUCAAGAGCAUCAACACCAAGUACUACUUCUGGGACGAUGGCAACGGCCUAAAGAACAACCAGAACGUGACGCUGGCGCUGCACUGGAACGUGAUCCCCAACGCGGGCCUCCUACCGAACGUGGCGGCCCACGGUCUGCACACGUUCUCGUUCCCGGCGCAGUACGCCACCGCGCGAGGAGCCUAAACUGCCGCGGGUGGUGCUGCCACCUGUCGACGCCUGGCUGAACUGACGGUUCGCUGUGCGGCCACCAGGUGAUCGCACGGAGCAGCAGCCGCCGUGAAAAUAGGCGAAUGGGGGAUGUGAGGGAACGUGUCACUUCUUGGGCUAGUUCCGCGCACUGUGCUAAGCGCUCUUUGGGCUCACAAAUUAAAAGGAAAUCAUAAAUCGUUAACUUCUUGAAGCAUUAGUUCGAAAAAGUAUUCAACUUGACACACAAAAAAAAUCAAUGGAUUUGUUCUGGCCUCGGCAUAUAUUUUUGUUGACAGACGUCAUGCAACAGAAAGGUAGAUAUGCUGUACAUGAGGGUUGGGACUUGAGGCAGGGAGGGUUGUUUCUUCAACUGUGUGAUGGAACGCUUCUUUUGUGGAUUGCGUAUCUGCUGUGGUGUUUGCAUGGGUUUGGGUAGUGGGAAAGCGUUUCGUUGAGGCUAAACGUAGAGGGAACAACGACGUCAAGCGGCGCUCUGCACGAAGUGGCCGACCAUUGGUGUUGCUACGAGCCACCCCAACAGAUUAUUGUCAUGCGUGUCCAUUGGAUGGCUUCUAGCAAACCAGUUUCACAAAAGUGGUGGUGGAGCCACAGUAUGUCAAUACACUGUGUCCUGAAAC